Dipodomys ordii (Ord's kangaroo rat) is the source of this 2415-nucleotide messenger RNA. It is a transcript of the gene Dll3, whose product is annotated as delta-like 3 (Drosophila). Gene Ontology annotation, cellular component: membrane. Gene Ontology annotation, biological process: Notch signaling pathway; multicellular organism development. Gene Ontology annotation, molecular function: calcium ion binding. The record is from RefSeq and is a predicted model, not a curated record. NCBI's taxonomy places the organism in Eukaryota, Metazoa, Chordata, Mammalia, Rodentia, Heteromyidae.
AUGGUUCCCUGGUGGAUGUCUGCGCUCCUAUCCCAGCUGGUGAUCCCGGUGCUCUUUUGCCUACCCCAGGCACAGCCGGCUGGUGUCUUUGAGCUGCAGAUUCACUUUUUCGGACCCGGGCCAGGUCCAGGGGUCCCGCAGAACCCUUGCAGCGCCCUUGGUCCCUGCCGCCUCUUCUUCAGGGUGUGUGUGAAGCCGGGGGUGUUGGAGGACGCCGCCGCCGAGGCCCCGUGCGCCCUGGGCGCGGCGCUCAGCGCGCGCGGCCCCGGCUCCCCGGAACAGCCCAGAGCGCCCGCGGCCCAUCUGCCGCUGCCCGACGGGGUCCUGCGGGUGCCCUUCCGGGGCGCCUGGCCGGGCACCUUCUCCCUCAUCAUUGAAACCUGGAAAGAACAGCUGGGAGACCAGGCUGGAGGGCCCGCCUGGAGCCUGCUGACGCGCGUGGCGGGUCGCCGGCGUCUGGCUGCGGGGUCUCCGUGGGCCCGCGAUGUGCAACGCGCCGGUGCCUGGGAGCUGCGCUUCUCCUACCGCGCGCGCUGCGAGCCGCCGGCCGCGGGCGCCGCGUGCACGCGCCUGUGCCGCUCGCGCGGCGCCCCCUCGCGGUGCGGCCCGGGACUGCGGCCCUGCGCGCCCUUCGAAGACCACUGCCAGGAUCCGCCGCCAUGUCGAGCUGGCUGCAGCCCGGAACACGGCUUCUGUGAGCAGCCAGAUGAAUGCCAGUGCCAGGAGGGCUGGACCGGGCCCCUCUGCACCAUCCCUGUCGCCAUCAGCAGCUGCCUCAGCCCGGGAAGCCUACCUUCUGCCAUCUCUGAAUGUCUUGGGCCUGGGCCUGGGCCCUGUGACGGAAACCCCUGUGCCAAUGGGGGCAGUUGUAGCGAGACGCCAGGCUCCUUCGAAUGUGCCUGCCCCCGGGGUUUCUACGGGCCUCGCUGCGAGGUGAGCGGGGUGACAUGCGCGGAUGGGCCCUGCUUCAACGGUGGCUUGUGCGUCGGGGGCGCAGACCCCGACUCUGCCUACGUGUGCCACUGCCCACCGGGUUUCCAGGGCUCCAACUGUGAGAAGAGAGUGGAUCGGUGCAGCCUGCAGCCCUGCCAAAAUGGUGGCCUCUGCUUGGACCUGGGCCACGCUCUGCGCUGCCGCUGCCGCGCAGGCUUCGCGGGUCCGCGCUGCGAGCACGACCUGGCCGACUGCGCGAGCCGCGCCUGCGCCAACGGCGGCACGUGCGUGGAGGGUGGCGGCGGCGCGCGCCGCUGCUCGUGCGCGCUGGGCUUCGGCGGUCGCGACUGCCGGGAACGCGCAGACCCCUGCGCCGCGCGCCCCUGCGCCCACGGCGGCCGCUGCUACGCGCACUUCUCCGGCCUGGUCUGCGCCUGCGCGCCCGGCUACAUGGGCACGCGCUGCGAGUUCCCAGUGCGCCCCGACGGCGCGGACCAGGGCGCAGGCGCAGUACCCGCGAUCCCGCCGGGCCCGAGGCGGGCGGAUCCGCAACGCUUCCUCCUGCCACCCGCUCUAGGGCUGCUGGUGGCCGCGGGCCUGGGCGGCGCCGCACUCUUCGUGGUCCAAGUGAGGCGUCGAGGUUCUGGCCGGGAUGCCGGGUCCCGAUUGCUGGCGGGUACCCCGGAACCGGCAGGCCACAUGCUCCCCGAUGCACUCAACAACCGGAGGACGCAGGAAGGGCCUGGGGAUGGUCCUAGUUCGUCUAUAGAUUGGAAUCGCCCUGAAGAUGGAGACUCUCAGUCGAUUUACAUCAUAUCUGCUCCUUGUGUCUAUGCUCGGGAGGUAGCAGCGCCCCUCAUCCCCCCUGUACAUGUUGGGGUCUCUGGGCAGAGACAGCCUCUUGCUUUUUUUUUUCAAACCCUGGGGCGGGAGAUGCUCUUCUGGCCCCAGGAAGCUGGGGGGCAGCCGGACUUCCAUCCCCGGGUUGCCAUGAACCAGCAGGCGCCAACCCCAGGCCCGACCACACGCAGGUCCUCGGCCCCAGGCCGGGCUGCCACCCUGGUCCGGACCCCGACGCCGACCCAUCCUUCCACCCCGUCCGGACCCCGGCUCCAGCCCAGACUUCGAUCUCGGGCCAGACCGACCAACCGAGCCAAACCGACCUCCCGGGCCAGACCGACCUCCCGGGCCAGACUGUGGCUCCAGGGACCCCUGCCUGGACUCCGACCCCAGCCCUGGGGCGGCCCCCGAUCCCGGUCCGGCCCCCGGCCCCGGUCCGGCCCCCGGCCCCGGGGCGGCUCCCGGCCCCGGGGCGGCUCCCGGCUCAGGUCCGGGCUCCGAUCCCUGUCAGGCCGCGGGCUCCAGUCCGGGUUCCGACCCCGAUCAGGACCCCGGCUCCAGUUCGGACCCAGAUUCCAGUCCAGACUCCCGCCGCGGCCCAGACGCAGAUCCCGGUCUCGCUCGACGCCAAGGACCGGGUAG